AACAUAACAACAUAACGACAUGGGCGCGCGCACUAUGUUUAGUCCGACAUAACGACAUGGACGUAAUGACACUGCUACACUAGCUUCACCAGCUUCACUAGCCUCGCCUGCUUUGCUAGCUUUACUAGCUACACCACUGUCUACAUUAUCUUCUAUAGCGGAGUCGUUACCACAGCUAAGUGACGUCAUGCCGGCAUCCAGCAGCCUCAAAGUCACGUGGUCAAACGCAACUCGUAAUGCGCAAUGUACGAUGCGCGCUAGACCUCUAGCUGGAGCGUCACGUGACUGGGUGACGUCAUCAGGCUCUAGUAGUUCAGCCUCGCUGUCGUGCGUGUUGGAUGAUCUUGAGCCUGACACUCUGUACGAGGUGGAGGUCACUGUGUCGGUGCGGGAAGACACGAGGCGUGACACGGUGUACAUCAGGACCACCCCAACAGCUGUCGAGGUAAAUGAUCAGAAUUCAACCAUUGUUGGUCUCGCUGUGCUGGUCGCCAUCUUGUUCUUGGUCAUCAUUUGUCUGAUUGUCUACAUCGCGGUGCUGAAGAGGGCAGAUCUGAAGCUGAUAACCCAGGCUACUCUGGAUUCCAGAAUGUGGCGAUGCAAGAAAACGUCAACCAAGACCAACAUGUAAUCCCAGAGAUGGGAGACUAUGAGUUCGCCCCAUUGGAAAAUAGGGGACCCACCCCUGACCCCAUUCCACAAUACGAACCAGU
Nematostella vectensis (starlet sea anemone) is the source of this 713-nucleotide messenger RNA. RefSeq lists its product as uncharacterized. NCBI's taxonomy places the organism in Eukaryota, Metazoa, Cnidaria, Anthozoa, Actiniaria, Edwardsiidae. The transcript is spliced from 4 exons. The coding region runs from base 188 to 631 and encodes 147 amino acids. Gene Ontology annotation, molecular function: protein binding. The record is from RefSeq and is a predicted model, not a curated record. Gene Ontology annotation, cellular component: plasma membrane.